GGGGUCCAGAUGUGCACACACCAGCGCGUCAUCCAGAACCGAGUUCGUCCGGAUCAAGCGGGAAUGUGCCAAGUAACGGUGCACCGCGGGGGCGGCUUGAGAAUCCUGACCGGUCACGGCCCAAGGAGUGUGCAGCUACGUUCUUGGUGACGCAAGAAGUGGUUGAGUUGGCGGGGGCAGGCAUGCUGUCCCUAUUCUAUCGAGCUUGCGACACCGACGGAGGUUACAUUAUACUGCGCCCUGGGAGCAUCACUAUAGACUUGCUGAGAGGAUCAAGACGAGUCUGGUGUGACAAACACCAGUGCACUUCAAUGGUCUCUGAAGCUAUAGAACUGUUUACUGUUCAGCAAGGUUGGCGCGUCGACAGAUCAAUCAGACCCGAUGAGAACAACUCAUCGCACGGACUGCGUUGUCUUGAUUGGACAAAUCUGGGUUUGAAGGAUCUUGAGCUGUUGGUUGCACUCGCGUCAUGUGAUGAGUCGCUGGAUGAUGGGUGGCGGGGUGAUAAGAAGGAGGAAAUCUUCGUGGGCCACGGCGAAUGUCUUCCAUGUCAUCUAGCGGCAGCGUCGGCUUUGAUACCGGAGGUGCCCGGCCCUGGUGCCUCGGCUACCGCGGUGCAUAGCCGUGAGGACUUUCUCCGAAGGGUCGCAUGCUUCAUAUAAGUCCCGAACACAUGACAGAUAGUCCAAAUCGAUUGGCAUCGGGUUCUAAUGCGUAUCCGU
Messenger RNA from Verticillium dahliae VdLs.17, 722 nucleotides. RefSeq lists its product as uncharacterized. Lineage: Eukaryota; Fungi; Ascomycota; Sordariomycetes; Glomerellales; Plectosphaerellaceae. The transcript has a single exon. The record is from RefSeq and is a predicted model, not a curated record. Bases 183 to 662 code for a protein of 159 amino acids.